CGUUAUUCUGCGCGGUGGACUACCAUUAAAGCCCUUCUCCCCUUUCUUGACCUUUCAGGAAAAACUUCUUCCGAAAACUAAACUCUUUCGUAUAUUUUGUUUGUUCUUAGAUCUAUAAAUAUCGAACGGAUUAGAUUUUGGGUAUUCUUUUCUAUUUACUAAACAUGGCAUCUACAGAAGGGUUGAUGCCAAUAACUAGGGCUUUUCUUGCUCAGUAUUACGAUAAGUGUCCAUUAACUCCUGUUUCUGAAGAUGUUGCUCGUCUUACUUCUAAACUCCGGUCUAUGUCUGAUGAUUUGAUUAAGGAAGUUCCAUUGACUGAAGCUGAAAGUGUUUUAGCUCAGGAAGUUGAAUCCGCGACUCCACAUAAAAUCGACCAGAACAUGUGGAAGAACAGAGAACAUAUAGAAGAAAUACUCUAUGUAAUGGAAGGAUCUCACUGGCCCAAAAUGGUUCCUUUGAAUUUUGAACCUCAGCGUGGACAUAUUUUGCAGCUUCAGCAGCAGUCUACUCCCGAAGAAAUUGAAAUUGGUGCUACUCUCAGAGAGCUCAAAGUUAAAUUGCAGAGCACAUUGAAAACAAUGGAACAGUUCCACACUAAAAAUUCUGAUAAUGUAUUUAAUACAGUUAUGACCUACAUGCCUCAAGAUUUUCGAGGAAAGCUCAUUAGGCAACAGAGAGAGCGAUCUGAAAGAAAUAAGCAGGCUGCGAUUGAUGCUUUAGUUAAUGCCGGUGGAAGUAUACAUGAUCGAUUUGCUUUACUAUGGGGGCAACAAAUGGAAAGACGAAGACAAUUAGCCCAGCUUGGCAGUGCAACUGGUGUCUACAAGACGCUUGUGACAUACCUAGUAGGGGUGCCACAGGUUUUACUGGAUUUUGUUAAAACAAUAAAUGACGACGAUGGGCCCAUGGAAGAGCAAAGACAACGUUAUGGACCAUCUUUGUACUCCCUUACGGACAUGGCCAUUUCUAUUCGGUUUUAUCUUCUUCUCUCUUGGGGGGGGUAUGAGAUUAGGAAAUUGCAAAAGGAUGAAUUUCUUGUUCUAAAAGAGGCAGUGCAUACAUAUACAUCUGAGAUGAAUAGACUGGCUGAAUUUUUCGGAGAGGUCUUUGCAAACUCCCCAUUCUUUAUCAAAGCGGAGGAUGCUGGCAUUGGAGAGAACAGUGAUGAUUACAAGGAGACCAUCAUUCCUGUGGGAAAAACACAUGAGGUUUCACUGCAGGUGGACUCUGUUAACUCGUAUAUCGGUUGGGAUUUCUCAUUAAUCCAAAGCAAAGUAACCAUGGAUAUUGGUUUCAGUGUGGAGUAUAUUGGCCCCUCCGGGGAAAAAAUAAUGAUCUUACCGUACAGGCGUUGUGGUUCUGACCAAGGGAAUUUCAGCACACUCAUGGCUGGAUGCUACAAACUCAUCUGGGACAAUUCAUACUCGACCUUCUUCAGAAAGACUCUACGAUUCAAAGUAGAUGCUAUUCCUCCUGUUGCAGAUCCAGUGGAACCAGAAGUAGUAGCUGAAGCUGAAGGAUGAAGAGAAUGGGAGCCUUCUCUAUAUUUCUGACUGCUGUAAUACAGUCCUUGACCUGAUCUUGUUGAUUUCUGGUCAAAUUCAAAUGUAUCAUUGAAAUUUCUCCCUCGCGUUUCUAUAUCCUGAAGAUCCCUUUUACUUGACAUAUACGAGGUUAUUACCUGGCAAGAUUAUGGGAAUUUGUAAUUGUAUAACUCAAAUAAUGCUUUAGAAGCUGCAGGAUGUUCAAAUUAUGAAAAUAGUUACCAGUUAAAUUUGGCAUCUG
This is a messenger RNA of Papaver somniferum (opium poppy), 1788 nucleotides long. RefSeq lists its product as uncharacterized. Bases 165 to 1526 code for a protein of 453 amino acids. The record is from RefSeq and is a predicted model, not a curated record. The transcript has 15 exons. NCBI's taxonomy places the organism in Eukaryota, Viridiplantae, Streptophyta, Magnoliopsida, Ranunculales, Papaveraceae.